Molecule: messenger RNA, 793 nt
Organism: Anopheles darlingi
Lineage: Eukaryota; Metazoa; Arthropoda; Insecta; Diptera; Culicidae
Gene: Fdx1
Product: adrenodoxin-like protein 1, mitochondrial
Exons: 3
Coding region: 100-597 (165 amino acids)
Biological process (GO): P450-containing electron transport chain; positive regulation of oxidoreductase activity
Cellular component (GO): mitochondrion
Molecular function (GO): 2 iron, 2 sulfur cluster binding
Source: RefSeq, a predicted model, not a curated record
UUUGAUUCCGCUCGUUCGUGAUUUCCCGCAAAGUGCAAGGAUACCACCGGUGUGGUGCAGCGCCUUCGCAUAACUUUCCGCCGGUGCAUCAGCCUCAAAAUGACCAUCACACAUUCGCUAAGGAUUCUUUCCGGCAGUGUGUGCAGGCGGUGGAUGGGUUUGAUGUUUUCGCGCCACAUACACUCAUCGGCUCCUCGAUGGCACGGCGAGUAUGAGUGGCAGGAUCCCAAGAGUGAAGAUGAAGUCGUGAACGUAACGUACAUUGAUAAGGACGGUAAAGAAACGGCGGUCCGGGGGAAGGUCGGAGACAACGCACUCUACUUGGCGCACCGGUACGGUGUCGAGAUGGAGGGUGCAUGCGAAGCGUCCCUCGCCUGCACCACCUGCCACGUUUAUGUGCACGGCGAGUACCUCGAUCGGUUGCAGCCACCGGAGGAGAAGGAAGACGAUCUGCUGGAUAUGGCUCCGUUUUUGAAGGAAAACUCACGCCUCGGUUGCCAGAUUGUGCUGCAGAAGGAUCUGGAUGGGAUACGGCUACAGUUACCGCAAGCCACGCGUAACUUUUACGUCGAUGGACACAAACCAAAGCCCCACUAGCCCGCGGCCAUGUCCAGCAUGAUGUGAGCGAGAUUCUAAAUUGUUACAUUAUUAGCCCAGAACUAGUUUGUACGUGUAGGCUAGGGAGCUGGAGUUCCCAACAUACGGCAGGGAUGCGGACCAUUCCUAGACUGGAUGCUGGACGAUGAUCGGACCGUUAUAUGAUAUGAAUAGAAUAAAAACCGUUACCGGGAUA